AUGAUGCUGAGGAGGCUGAGAUUGGUUUUGAGACCUUGGUUGCUUCAAUCAGCUUUUACAGAGAUUGAGAUCGCUAAGAUGAAGGUUGGAAAUGUCGUUUUCUCAUUGGCGGAAAAAAAAGGUAAUGAUAUGGCUUCUCCUUGGCGAUGGCAGAUGUUAAUCGGACGCAAAUGUUUAAAACUUGGUGGUGAUUCUCGUGGUGGAGCCCCGACAAGCUAUCGACAUCCUUGGAAGACAAUAUAUUGUUACAUCUUCGGCAUCUCAUACCAGUGGUGCCAGAAGAAGCGAAACCCAAUAACUUCAGGCAAUGGUUCCAAUAACCAUUCCUUGAAGGAUAAAACAAAGACUCCAAGUUCAGACACAGAUAGAAAUGAAUUACCUUGUGUUGCAGCAACUUUCCUCAAAAUCCGUACUCCGAAAAUGAAGAAAGCUCGUAAAGCUGAGAAUAUGCAUCUCAAAUCUCGUAAACCUGAAUUUCUCUUCAUAUUUUUAUUCUUAUACACCCUUCCUAUGGGGUUACUUGUUCAUUUUACCAUGGCUGCAGCAAUUGAUGAUGGUAACAUCCAUUUCAAUUUGACUGAUUUCACCCCAAAUAUGCCUCACAUACAGUUUGAAGCUGAUACAACCGCAUCAGGUGGCCAAAUCCAACUCACCACCAACCAGAGAAACAAGCCUUUAAACGUGGAAUUUGAUAUGUAUCCCAAUGUAUAUGAUCCUCCGGGGUUAGAUCACGUGGCCAUGGAUCUCAACUCUAUCAGGACUUCUUUUUACCCUGUCCAAUGGACGUGGAGUGGCAUUGAACAUGGAGGAAAUGUUGAUGCUUUCAUCACUUACAACUCUAGUACAAAAAACCUGAGUGUCUUUUUACUUGGUGCUGAGGACUUUAAUCGUCUAAAUUCAUCUAAUCUUUCUGCAACAUUGGAUCUUAGUCAAUAUUUGCCAGAAUGGGUCACUUUUGGCUUCUCCGUAUCCACUGGAUCUAGCAUUGAGCUACACACUAUUUAUUCCUGGAGUUUCAGCUCCAACUUACAAGUUUCCAUGAAUAAAACCAUCAAUCUUCCAAAUGUACCACCAAUCCCUCCAUUCGACCCCAGAAGGAAGAAACAGACAUGGCUACGGGUAGUUCUAGCCAUUGUUGGUUGCAUUUCUACUUUGCUCCUAGUUCUAAGUCUGGUUUGGCUUUUCUGUAGGAGGAGAAAGUACAGAAGGAUGAGGGAAGAUGGGACCAUUUCUUUCAACGUAGACGUGGAAAUGGUGACAGCACCUAGGAAGUUUUCCUACAAGGAACUCAGGCUUGCAACCAAUAAUUUUGCCGAUGAAGGUCUCCUUGGAGAGGGAGGUUUUGGAAAAGUUUAUUUAGGAUUCUUGAGGGACAUCAAUUCCAAUAUUGCUGUCAAAAGGAUAACUCCAAAUUCUCAACAAGGGGUGAAAGAGUACGAAUCCGAAAUUACCACUAUUAUCAAAUUGAGGCACAGGAAUUUGGUCCAACUCAUCGGUUGAUGCCAUGACAAUAAGGAGUUCCUCAUUGUGUAUGAGUUCCUUCCAAAUAGGAGUCACGAUUACCAUCUACAUAAAGAACCGUGCUUGUUGACAUGGGAUACAAGGUAUAAAAUCGCCAUGGGAGUGGCCUCAGCGUUGUUUUAUCUGCAAGAAGAAUGUGAUCGAUGCGUGCUGCAUCGAGACAUCAAGUCAAGUAAUGUUCUGCUAGAUUUUAGUUUCAAUGCCAAGCUUGGUGACUUUGGGCUGGCUAGGCUUGUUGACCACGGACAAGGGUCUCAAACAACAAAAUUGAUCCUUGGAACUGAUGGUUAUAUAGCACCCGAGUGUCUUGACACAUACAAAGCCAUUAAGGAAUCCGAUAUAUACAGCUUUGGUAUUGUUGCCUUAGAAAUAGCCUCCGGAAAGAAGGCCGUAGCUGUAAUUGAAAGGAAUGGCAAGAGAUUCAAGACAAAACUGGUGGAAUGGGUUUGGGAAUUGUAUAGGGAAGAGCGUCUUUUGGAUGCUGCUGACCCAAGAUUGUCUGGAAACUACGACACGGAACAAAUGGAACGGUUGCUGUUAGUUGGGCUGGCUUGUGCUCACCCAAACUAUUUUGACCGCCCAUCCAUAACGAAGGCUAUUGAAAUCCUUGGUUCCAAAGCCCCACUGCCCAGUUUACCACGCGAGAUGCCGGUUCCAAUAUACAUUGCAGCUCUGCAAGACAACAUCGUUACAUCUUCAGCAUCCACUUCAUCCUAUACCAGUGCCUCCAACAGAAGCCAAACUCAAAGUUCAGGCACUGCGUCAAGUAUCCAUUCCUUUAAGGAUUAAACAAUGGCUCCAGGUUACGAGACGGAAGCCAAGCAGUGAAUUCUUGGCAGUUGGUAGUUGAACCUUCUUUUGUUGUAUAUUUGGCUUCUUGUUUUCUAGUUUUGAUGCUUUGUUAUAUCCAUGGUUAAUGGUUUCCGCACCUUGUGUUUUGUUCUAUUGAUUGGGUAUAUACGAAUAUCAUUCUAUUUAAAGA
This is a messenger RNA of Gossypium arboreum, 2503 nucleotides long. Its product is annotated as L-type lectin-domain containing receptor kinase IX.2-like. The transcript has 4 exons. Bases 1 to 1500 code for a protein of 499 amino acids. Gene Ontology annotation, molecular function: ATP binding; protein kinase activity; carbohydrate binding. Lineage: Eukaryota; Viridiplantae; Streptophyta; Magnoliopsida; Malvales; Malvaceae. Gene Ontology annotation, cellular component: plasma membrane. The record is from RefSeq and is a predicted model, not a curated record. Gene Ontology annotation, biological process: protein phosphorylation.